Penicillium samsonianum is the source of this 1605-nucleotide messenger RNA. Its product is annotated as cytochrome P450. The transcript has 4 exons. Lineage: Eukaryota; Fungi; Ascomycota; Eurotiomycetes; Eurotiales; Aspergillaceae. Gene Ontology annotation, molecular function: iron ion binding; oxidoreductase activity, acting on paired donors, with incorporation or reduction of molecular oxygen; heme binding. The coding region runs from base 1 to 1605 and encodes 534 amino acids. The record is from RefSeq and is a predicted model, not a curated record.
AUGUUGCCAAUUACCGUGGUACUAGGAGCAGCUAUUGCUGUUCUGCUUCUUUCGCGCGUUCUCAGAAUCGGACGUCGACCAAAGAACUACCCCCCGGGUCCUCCAACAUGGCCCAUUUUGGGGAACAUUCAUCAAAUGCCCUCUCAAGAUGCUCAUCUUCAAUUUGAAAAAUGGGCACGUGAAUAUGGCCCAAUCUACAGUUUGAUGCUAGGCACCAAGUGUCUGAUUGUGCUGUCCAGUGAUGAGGCGGUCAAAGAGCUUUUGGAUAAAAGAAGUGGUAUAUAUUCGCACCGGCCAGAGCUGUAUAUUGGCCAGAUUCUGUGCAGCGGUGACCUCAGAAUGUUGAUGAUGGGCUAUGGACCAACAUGGCGCGGGUUUCGCAAAAUGGUGCAUGGCUUGCUCAACGUUACGACAUCCAAGAAAUAUCUACCCUACCAAAUGUUGGAGAAUCGGCAAAUGCUAUAUCAGCUUCUGACAGAGCCAGAAGGAUUCCUGAAACACAUUCGACGAUACUCCAACGCCCUUACGACCACAAUGGUUUUCGGAUGGCGCACGCCUACAUACGAAGACGAGAAAAUGAUGCAAUUGUUCAACGGCUUCUCGGAAUUUGCAGAUCUUAACCAGACCGGAACAGCAGCGAUCAUUGACUUCUUCCCGUGGUUGCGGAAACUACCCGAAUUUCUUCUCCCAGCACAACAGAAAGCAAAAGACCUCCACAAAAACGAGAAAGCGUUGUAUCUGAGCCAUUGGUUGCGAGCAAAGGAAGAGGUUCAACAGAACACAAUCAAGCCAUGCUUCUGCGCAGGAAUGUACAAGGCGCAGAAAGAAGACGGUUUCAGCGACGAUCAAGCAGCUUACAUCUCUGGAACUCUCCUGGAAGCCGGCUCAGACACUACAUCAAGCACAUUAUACGCCUUCGUUCAAGCCAUGCUACUGUUCCCAGAUGUUCAGCGCAGAGCCCAAGAAGAGAUCGAAAGGGUGGUAGGUUCGGGUCGCCUACCCAUCAUGGACGACCUGUCGGAACUACAGUAUGUAAGGGGCUGCAUGAAAGAAACAGUCCGAUGGAUGCCGACAACCAUCCUUGGAGCUGUUCCACACGCUGUCACACAAGACGACGAGUACAAAGGGUACUUUAUACCAAAGGGCGCUGGCGUGAUGAACAACGUCUGGGGCAUCCACAUGGACCCAGCUCGUCAUCCCAGCCCGCGAACAUUCAAUCCCGAUCGGUACCACGACGACUACCAAAGCUUCGGAGAGGCAGCGGCAAAUCCCGAUCCGUCAAAGCGGGAUGUGUUCACCUUCGGUGCGGGCCGUCGUAUAUGUCCCGGCAUCCACGUUGCCGAGCGCAGUCUGUUCCUUGGCAUGUCGCGCAUUCUGUGGGCGUUCAAUAUCACGCCGGAAACUGAUGCUGCGGGAAUUCCGAUUUUACCUGAUCCUGAUCGCUUGACGCAAGGGUUUGUAUGUAUGCCUGAAGAGUUCCCGGCGAGGAUUACGCCAAGAUCAAAGGAGAGGGCGGAUUUGGUCAUGAGCGAGUGGAAACAGGCGGAGAAAGAGUGUCUCGAUCCUAAGACCAGACAGUGGGUGCAGUCACCUGUGGAAGUAUGA